Messenger RNA from Fibroporia radiculosa, 1374 nucleotides. RefSeq lists its product as uncharacterized. NCBI's taxonomy places the organism in Eukaryota, Fungi, Basidiomycota, Agaricomycetes, Polyporales, Fibroporiaceae. Bases 1 to 1374 code for a protein of 457 amino acids. The record is from RefSeq and is a predicted model, not a curated record. The transcript has 3 exons.
AUGGCAAAGGUUUUGCGUCGAUCAUAUGAAGAUCGCCUUAUGGAGUUCGUCUUGAUGAAGCUUUACUUCCCCAGCCCUGAGGGAAGCGGUCCUCCCUCGCCUCCAACGUUCACCAAGCUGGCCACGUUCAAAACAUUCGGAGUGGUCAUGAACGUCUUUCUACUUGAUCCCUCGUUAAGACUCUUGUCCGCCUUCGUCUGGGUGGCUUCGUCCAACACAAUAGCGCUAUUCACCCUGCUAGACUGGGAUGUGCCGGAGUAUGUUUUCAUAGACACAGACAUAGAAUGUUCUGUAUCCUCGAAUUGGUCAUGCAUACUACACAAAGAACAGAUUGUAAUUCACUCCGAGGAGAGCGACCAUGCCAACCAGUACUUCUACCCUCUGUCUCUUUUACGACGAUUCAACAGACCAAUUCAGGAUUCAGAGAACUUUGUACCCUCGAUAUCUACCAAGCUCGAUCCCUCAAUGACGAUGACCGCACCUUUUCUGUUUCCCUCGCCACCUGCCACCCCACAAACCACCUUACCGGGGACUUUUGAAGCUGUCGAGGAUGAGCCUGCAACCGAUAACGCCUCUGACAACCCCCCACCCUCUUUGAAUCCUAAUCCAUUUCCCUUGCCUCCCUGGUAUCCCGAGAGUGCGCACUUUGUGCGACAAUGGUGGCCGACCCUUCCAACAAUCCCAAGGCUCAGCUGCACGGUCGUUCUCCUUUCAGAUCAUGAAGUAAGCCCGGAGCGUGGGCGCUUCGUUCUCGCACAGCAUUACUUUCGGGUACCACUGUUCGAGCUGGACGGGGACGAGCACAUUCGCUAUCAAACGGAGUCGCGCCCCGGCUCUGGCUCUGGCUCCGGAUCCGGAUCUGGUUCUGCAUCUUCUGCGUCUAGUUCGCGCUCUGGCUCCUUCUCUGGUGCGAGUUCCGAGAAUAGCCUGGGGACUCUGACCAUAGCUGGAGGAGGCGACCAUGCGAUGAUGAAAGUGUGGUACGUCAGCGAGCCAUUCGAGGUCGUCUGUGUAGUGGACGGCGUGGAUGAAGAUGGAGAGGGCGGCCAGGUACAGGCCGAGCGACCGCGCCCACUGAUGGCCGUCGACUUCGGACACGCUGUGUGGGUGGAAAAUGGUACUGCGACGACAGGAAAACGGCUUCGCUUCGUUUCAUUUCCCCCAAUCGCCACUGAGCGCGAUGGCCUUUAUGACGCAAACGGGGAGCGAUGGAUCCGGGGACCGCAGACCGAUGUCGGGGGCACCGUCAGGACGCUAGACAUCCCGGAGGAAUUAGAUCUCAAUACGGUCGAGACCAUCAACAUUGACCAAUCUCAGGGUGCAGUUAUCUUAUCGGUGAAAUCAGGUAAAAUAUUCAUCUUGUGCUACGAGUGA